This is a messenger RNA of Pseudomassariella vexata, 898 nucleotides long. RefSeq lists its product as uncharacterized. The coding region runs from base 310 to 789 and encodes 159 amino acids. The transcript has 3 exons. The record is from RefSeq and is a predicted model, not a curated record. Lineage: Eukaryota; Fungi; Ascomycota; Sordariomycetes; Amphisphaeriales; Pseudomassariaceae.
CACCCCGCGGACAACUGCUGCAAACUCCAGGCAGGAUAGGCAACGAGUCAUGCGACUAAGCUUGAAAGUCUAGGCCUCGACUGCGACUGCGGCAUUUUUGUUUCAACAGUCGCAUAAUGUUGUACAAUGGCGUUGCAAUUAGGUACGCAGAAUCUGCCGCUGUCGGCUCAGAACAUCGUCCCAUCUUUGAAGUGCAUGGUGAGGCAGUUGUUUAACAAGACCGACCCUCAGUUGCGGGUAAUUAUUGCUCGGCGUCGCGCACAAUGUGGGGGACAUUUCGUUCCGAGAUAGCUACGGUGAAGGUCCUCCAUGCCAAACAAUCUAGCAUCUAUUUCUAUUCGUGGAAUCUUUUAUCUCGUUUCCUACUAUCAGAUGUGUACUAUCGCAGUGCCUGACCCUUCUUAUUACCCCAAGGCGCUAUUGUCUAUAUUAGACGCAGGAUCCAUUGUCUUUGAAUCUUUGAAGUUGAAGGGAUCUUUGAAGCUAGGCAGACGAACGGUGAGCCCCUUCUUAUCCUGCGACAUGGCACAGUCCGCAAGUAAAGUGUUCAAGCUUUUUGGAGUCCACGUCAGAUAUGCAGAUACCACCACCCGGGAGGGUCUCGCUCUGUCUAUGCGAAUCUGGAAAUCUUGUGCGCAGCCGCGCUCUGCAAUCCUGGUAGGUGCACGCGGCUCUCCCAUUGAAACGUUUCUCUGGAGCAUUGUCGGAAGACAGAUGGGACGCGGCCGUGAUGAGGUGGUGGCUGCGUCGAGUAGUAGGCAGACUGUCCCGCAAAGAGUUUCAGGUUAGGUGGCUGGCUAGAACCGGAGAAUCUUAGCCGAACACUAUGGGACGAGUGGCUGCCCCUACCCCGCUUCGGAGUGUCCGCCAUCCUGCAAACAGAGUAGAGUAGUCGCAG